This is a messenger RNA of Penicillium oxalicum, 1128 nucleotides long. RefSeq lists its product as uncharacterized. The transcript has 2 exons. The record is from RefSeq and is a predicted model, not a curated record. Gene Ontology annotation, molecular function: ATP binding; ATP:ADP adenylyltransferase activity. Gene Ontology annotation, biological process: nucleotide metabolic process. NCBI's taxonomy places the organism in Eukaryota, Fungi, Ascomycota, Eurotiomycetes, Eurotiales, Aspergillaceae. The coding region runs from base 1 to 1128 and encodes 375 amino acids.
AUGCAAUUAGGACUCUCUGAGAACUUGUCCAGCCUGGUGACGCGGCGCUGGCAGGCUGCCCGGGAUGGGGGACACCUUGUGUUCUCGUCCACGCAGCUGUCCAUCAUCACGACCGCAGGAAUCCCGUACCAGCUCCGAUAUUGUCCAGCCCUGGCGAUGAAGCCUCAGGACUCCACGAAGAAGAACCACAAUGACGGCAGCAACAAUGACAACAACACAUCAGCCGAGCCCAAAGCGAAAAAAGUCGAUCCUUUCGAGAACCCGUCGCCUGAUCUCUUACUCGCCAGGUUUCCGCCGCAAGAUCCGACUCAUGCUCUCAUCCUCAACAAGUUCCCCGUGAUUCCACAUCACUUCAUCUUGUCGACCAAGGCUUGGAAGGCCCAAACGGAUAUUUUGGAGAUUGCCGACCUCGCCGCAACUUAUGAAUGUCUGCGUGCAUGGGGAGAGACACCAACGACGACAUCCCAUUCGGAUUCAAAGUCGAAAUUCAACUCCAACCCGGACUCAUCGACCAGAACCACCAACCGCCUCUUCGCAUUUUUCAAUUCAGGCCAAGACAGCGGCGCCAGUCAACCACAUCGACACCUCCAAUUCCUCCCCGUAGAAGCAAUGCAUCAAUCCGGCACCGAAUCCUGGAAACCCCUCAUCGACCUGGUCACCUCACAACCGCAUCCCCCAUCAUCCUUCCAAUCUCAUUCCAGCCUACCAUUCGCCCACUUUGCCCUUCCACUCCCACCCAAUCCGACCCCCGACACUUUACGCGCCAUCUACAUCUCUCUUUACCGCGCCGCCGUGGGGGCCGUUCAGGGAACAGAUCCACGCGAUGGGUUACCCUCCCUCCCUACUCAGGGACCCUCCGCCAUCAGUUACAAUCUCGCCAUGACGAUGGAAACAAUGAUGAUCGCGCCCCGUCGCGCCGAAACAGCUCGUGUCCCGGUAGAUCUGGCCGCCGCCGGAGACAUUGCGGAUCCGGGUCUCGUGUCACUGAAUGGAACUAUCUUGGCGGGUACAUUGAUGGUCAAGGCGGAAAGUGAGUGGGAUGUGUUGCGGGCACAGCCGGAGAUUCUUGCUCGAGUGCUGCGUGACGUGGGGGUGCCAGGACCGGGGCCAGAGCAUGCUCUGUUGUAG